AUGGCGGCGUACAGAGCCGACGAUGAUUACGAUUACUUGUUCAAGGUGGUUCUGAUCGGCGACUCCGGCGUCGGCAAAUCCAACCUUCUUUCUCGUUUCACGCGAAACGAGUUCAGCCUCGAAUCCAAGUCCACCAUUGGCGUUGAGUUCGCCACCAGAAGCAUUCGCGUCGAUGAUAAGGUUGUCAAGGCUCAGAUUUGGGACACUGCUGGCCAAGAAAGGUACCGAGCAAUUACAAGUGCAUAUUAUCGAGGUGCUGUUGGUGCUUUACUAGUCUAUGAUGUUACGCGUCAUGUUACUUUCGAAAAUGUGGAGAGAUGGUUAAAAGAGCUGAGAGAUCACACAGAUGCCAACAUUGUGGUGAUGCUUGUAGGGAACAAAGCAGACCUGCGUCAUCUGCGUGCAGUUUCGACCGAAGAUGCUACAACAUUCGCCGAGCGAGAGAACACAUUUUUCAUGGAAACAUCUGCCCUGGAAUCCUUGAAUGUUGAAAAUGCCUUCACAGAAGUGCUGACCCAGAUCUAUCAUGUUGUGAGCAAGAAGGCCCUUGAGAUUGGAGAUGAUCCGGCAGCUUUACCAAAAGGGCAGACAAUUAGUGUUGAUGAUGUAUCAGCUGUGAAGAAAACUGGAUGUUGUUCUUCUUGA
Sphenostylis stenocarpa is the source of this 645-nucleotide messenger RNA. The record is from the annotation of a GenBank genome assembly. NCBI's taxonomy places the organism in Eukaryota, Viridiplantae, Streptophyta, Magnoliopsida, Fabales, Fabaceae.